Molecule: messenger RNA, 1096 nt
Organism: Durusdinium trenchii
Lineage: Eukaryota; Dinophyceae; Suessiales; Symbiodiniaceae
Source: the annotation of a GenBank genome assembly
UAGUAGGUUGGAGGCCAUCGCAAGUAGGUUGGAGUCCAUCGCCACUACCAGAUGAGAUCUGGCCAUGUCUGGUCCAGUCAUUGAUGGGAUGUAUGGGACGCUGAGUGAAACCGAUGCGCCAAGCACCAAGGCGACGCGGUGUAUGUCCUUGAGCUGUGCCUUGGGCGCUGCGUUGGGUCUGGCCUUGGCCAAGAGCUUUCGCUUGACGCACAAGUGGGCCUACAACGCGGCCUUCAUUGGUGGCGCGACCGCAGGUGCUGCGCUGGCCACGUACUUAGCUGUUCGACUGCGGAAGGAAGCGGUCUCUGCCGCUGCUGUUUUAAUCGCGGCUGCCUUUCUAUGCGAGGGCUUUCAGCAGGUCGUCCACAACAAGUUCUGCAGCUGGCUCUUUCGUUGUGGCUGCACCUGGGAGUGGUCCGGUGGAUGGGACAACUGCAAUGUCCACAAUGCCUCUGGCCCGAAGUGCCCGUGGUGUGUGGCCAGACUGUCCCUUGCAUGGACCACUGACUGCCUGCCGCUUGCCGUCAUGCUCCUGGCCUUCAGCGAGGCGAAAAUCCGAGGGUGGGCCUGGUGGCUUCGACUGCUCUUGCCGGUGCUGAGCUUCUUCCUACUGGGGACGCUGGUGGCGCUUUGCUUCAAGUUCACCAGUGGAUAUCCCUACUUUAUCACCGGGCCUGUGCAUGGCAAAGUACCAUGAGGGGAGAAGAAGCUGGUGUGUUUGGUGUGCAACAUGUCGUGGUGGAAGGAGCUGGGUCCUGGGCAUGGUGGAAGGAGUAGACUUGGUUCGAGGGAGUUAUAGUAGCUUGGAGGAUCAAUCUUGGAGGCAGCUGGUAAUUUGGAAUUCUUGCACACAGGAACUCAAAUUGCAGAGUCAUCAGAGCUUCUCAUUCAGACUAGUUUCGUGUGACCUGAGAUUGGAGUGAGAUUCUUUGAUGCAUACUUGCCACUUUAGCUGGCUCAGCUUGAUAAAAGAGUGUCCCACUGCAACAUUUCACGUAUUUUCAUGCCUUUUCCCUGCCUGGAACAAUUUGCCGAGAUUACUUUGUGCCAAUUGUCGCAGCUCGAUAAGCACACCCCGAGGUGGUUGAAAAGAGAG